This is a messenger RNA of Fonsecaea erecta, 480 nucleotides long. RefSeq lists its product as hypothetical. The coding region runs from base 1 to 480 and encodes 159 amino acids. Gene Ontology annotation, molecular function: oxidoreductase activity, acting on the CH-OH group of donors, NAD or NADP as acceptor. The record is from RefSeq and is a predicted model, not a curated record. Lineage: Eukaryota; Fungi; Ascomycota; Eurotiomycetes; Chaetothyriales; Herpotrichiellaceae. The transcript has 2 exons.
AUGACCCCUCCACUUCUGUAUCCUUCAUUGAAAGCCGCCAGGCGAUGCAGCACUUCUCCAACAGCAUGGACCUCUACAAGAAUUUUCGACGAUGCCCGCGGCGACGACCACGACACAGAGAUCAUCACAUCCGAAUUGUAUGCAAACCGAUGGCCGCCGCGGUAUGUCCAGUCGAUGUCUUUGAAUACCUCGUGCGCCAUGGCCGGUGCUAGAUUAGCCGAGAGGUUGCUCAAGGCGGCACAGGUCGAGAAGGGCGUGGUUGAGUGCACAUUCGUGGACAGUCCCUUGUACAAGAACCAAGGCAUUGAAUGCUUCUCGUCCAAAGUCGAGCUUGGCCCCGGCAGAGUUCAGAAGAUCCACCCGGUCGGCCGCAGAGUUUGCCACCCAGGUCAGGGACUUGGAAGAACAGGUCGCAGGCCUGAGCCAGCAAGCCGACACCGAGAAGCUACGCCUGCAGGUGUGACGGCAGGGAACAUAUGA